AUGAACGAUUUAGCACAACAUCUUAAUAAAAUUAAUGAUUGUAUAAAUAAUUGUAAUGGUUUUGCCCUUGCCACAGAAUUUUCAACAACAGAGAUAAUUACAUCAAGACUUUAUAAAACCUAUAAUACUUUAUCGGCUGCAAAAAAACAACAAAUACAAAUAAAACUUAAUAGAUUACAAAAAAUAGAUUCAAUAGUUAAAAGACAACACGACAUUGAUGUAUUUGUUUCAAAUAAACUUCCACAACACUAUAAUGAAGCUGCUUCAAAUCGUUUAAGAUGUAUUUCUGCAAUUUUCGAAUCACAAUAUUCCGAAGCAUUUAAACAUUUAACAGAGGCAAUAAACUCAUUUGUCAAAGUUUUUGAGUUAUGGUCAUCAAAUGUUUUAUGGAAAUUAUCAUUAGAUCUUCGUUUAUUAGCAGAAUUAGCAACUGAAAUGAAUGAUGAUAAUAAUUUAAAUAAUAGUAACAAAAUUGAUUAUUAUGAAGAGGCAUCAAGAACUCUUCUAAGUAAAUGUUUUCAAGCUACAAAUGCAGAUAGAACUGCAAAUAUGGCCGAAUCUAAAAAGAAUGCAGCAUUGGGUGUAGUAAAUCAACUUUUUCAUAUUUAUUUUAAAAUUAAUAAUCUUAAACUAUGUAAAAAUUUAAUCAACGCUGUUGAAUCACCAGGCUUCCCAUCAUUAGACACUUACCCACUUUCACAACUAAUUACAUAUCGUUUCUUUAAUGGCCGUCUUUCUGUUUUUAAUGGAGCCUAUAAAAAAGCACAACAAGAUUUAUUAUUUGCAUUUAGCAAAUGUCCUCAAACAUCAUUUAAAAACAAAAGAUUAAUAUUACUAUUUUUAGUGCCUAUGCAAUUGGAGCAAUGUAAAUUCCCAAAGAAAUCAUUAUUAGAAAAAUAUAAAUUAAAUCAAUUUAUUGAUAUUGUACAAGCUAUAAAGACUGGUAACAUCAAACAAUUUAAUGACUGUUUAUCAACCCAUCAAAACUUUUUCAUUUCAAAGGGUAUAUAUUUAAUUUUAGAGAAAUUGAAAAUCAUUUGUUACAGAAAUCUCUUUAAAAAAGUAUAUUUAAUCCAUUCAGGCCAAAGAAUUCCAAUCAAUAACUUUUUAUCAGCAUUAAAAUGGAUGGAAAAUGAUUCAAUUGAUAUCGAUGAAACCGAAUGUAUUCUUUCAAAUUUAAUUUAUAAUGGUUACCUCAAGGGUUAUAUCUCACACAAAGUAGCUUUAGUAGUUUCCCCAACCAAUCCUUUCCCAAAAUUACCAUUAUAA
Molecule: messenger RNA, 1269 nt
Organism: Dictyostelium purpureum
Lineage: Eukaryota; Evosea; Eumycetozoa; Dictyosteliales; Dictyosteliaceae
Exons: 3
Coding region: 1-1269 (422 amino acids)
Biological process (GO): poly(A)+ mRNA export from nucleus; post-transcriptional tethering of RNA polymerase II gene DNA at nuclear periphery; transcription elongation by RNA polymerase II
Cellular component (GO): transcription export complex 2
Molecular function (GO): double-stranded DNA binding; RNA binding
Source: RefSeq, a predicted model, not a curated record